Molecule: messenger RNA, 2195 nt
Organism: Callorhinchus milii (elephant shark)
Lineage: Eukaryota; Metazoa; Chordata; Chondrichthyes; Chimaeriformes; Callorhinchidae
Gene: srm
Product: spermidine synthase
Exons: 8
Coding region: 61-930 (289 amino acids)
Biological process (GO): spermidine biosynthetic process
Cellular component (GO): cytosol
Molecular function (GO): spermidine synthase activity
Source: RefSeq, a predicted model, not a curated record
CGGGGCUGAGAGCGGGCGGGCUCGAGCUGCAGGUCGCGCGGCCGCGGAGGCUCAGGCGGGAUGGAUGCCAUCAAGAGCGGUUGGUUCACGGAGACGUCGAGCCUGUGGCCUGGACAGGCCAUGUCCCUGGAGGUGCAGGAGGUGCUGUACCAGCGGCGCUCCCGCUACCAGGAGGUGGUGGUGUUCAAGAGCAAAACCUAUGGAAACGUGCUGGUGUUGGAUGGUGUGAUUCAGUGCACGGAGAGAGACGAGUUUGCUUACCAGGAGAUGAUUGCAAACCUAACCCUUUGCAGCCACCCUAAUCCCAAAAAGGUGCUGAUUAUCGGCGGCGGGGAUGGCGGGGUACUGAGGGAAGUGGUCAAACAUUCCGCGGUCGAGUCGGUGGCACAGUGCGAGAUUGACGAGGAUGUAAUAAAUGUUUCCAAAAAGUACUUGCCAGGCAUGGCUCUGGGCUUCUCCAGCCCCAAACUGAAGCUCCAUGUUGGGGACGGCUUUGAGUAUAUGAAGGAGAACCAGGAUGCCUUCGACGUGAUUAUCACCGACUCGUCAGACCCAGUAGGCCCGGCUGAGAGCCUGUUUCAGGAGUCGUAUUACCAACUGAUGAAGAAUGCUCUACGCCAGGGAGGGAUCCUCGGCUCCCAAGGUGAAUGCCAGUGGUUACACCUUGACCUGAUCAAGGAGAUGCGCAGGUUCUGUAAGUCCUUGUUCCCUGUGGUGGAGUACGCCUACAGCACCAUCCCCACCUACCCCAGUGGACAGAUCGGCUUCAUGCUGUGCAGCAAGAAUCCUGAAACAAGCUUCCGGGAGCCAGUGAGGCAGCUGUCAGGGGAGGAGGUGGAGCGAAUGCAGCUCAGAUACUACAACGCAGACAUGCACCGAGCAGCAUUUGUCCUGCCUGAGUUUGCCAGAAAGGCUCUCAGCAACGCAUAAUUUGUGAAUCCCGUUGUCUCCUCGGUUGAUCGAUCGCUGCUGUGACCAUCGGCACUUGGACGGGGGGAAGCAAACGGUUUUACAAAAUAUAUCUCAUCGACUUUGUUUUUAGUGGAUUCUUCCAACCCUGUCAACCAACCGGCAAAUUAACCCUCUCCACACUUCCGGGAACAAAACUGCCCUGAGCUGAACUGCCCAGGAAGAGCUGCUGUUCAUGUGACUUUCAAACAGGGACAUGAAUUUCAAUAAUUUAUAUUAUAUAUUAUAUAUAUUACGUAUGUUCGGAGAGUCACGGUCUGAUGUCUUCCUUUCUCUCGGGGGACAUUUGGUCAGGUCUGUGCCAGAUAUCUGCUGUCUGUACAGACUGGAAAGGGUUAAGAAGUUCCGGGGAAGGUGGGAAGGGGGAGAGAGAAUGAGAGACAGAGAGAGAAAUUGCUUAAUUUAUAUAUUAAAAAAACACAAAAAUUGUUCCUGCUGCCAUUUCGUGGAACUGAUGAGGGAAAAGGAACUGGGGAUAUGUGUCAGCACAUUAACAGCAACACCGGCAGAGUCCCACCCUGGAGACUUGGGAAUCAUUCAAUUGUUGCACGUUGAGUGUGUCUUGUUUCUUCCCCCACCCCCCUUUGCCUUUACACAUGUGCCUCCAGCUCGCGCUCUCUAUCUCGUGUCCCAUCGGUUUGAAAUGAUUAUCUUGGGUGGACAUCGUGCCUGGCUCCCAGCGCGAUCUCGGGCUUGUUGCAGGGUGACCAUUUCCUGGGGUCUCCGCUCCUCUGAGUUGGGAGGGGGGGGAGCCACGGCUGCCAGGUUUCCAACACAACUGCACCUCAACGGUGAUGAGGGAGUGACCUGGGUUGGUGAUGUCCCAGUGAGUCAGGAGGAGGAGUGUGGAUGGUGUGGGUGGGUGAGGGAGAGAUGAUGCUUACUCCCCUUCCAAUGACUGUGUGUCAGCUGCUGGAGAUUGCCCUGAUCAAGAGCAGCAGCGGUUCAAUGACUGUUGUAACAGGAUGGAGUCUCCCGUUCACUCCGGAUGUCCUGGCUUGUAAUCCUCAGGCUAAUGUCGGAGGUUCUCUUCCUGGCUGUUUGUGGGACUGUGCUGGGUGCAGCCUGGCCAACCCUACUUUGCCUCACGACCCUCAGGCGGUGAUUACUGUAAAGUGCUUUGAGAUGUUUUGAUAAGGCCAAAUCAAAAUGCAAUGAUUAUUAUUAUAAUCUUGUGAGCUUCUGGCAAGUACCAGACCCAUAAAUAAAGUUGACGGUUAAACCUG